Drosophila navojoa is the source of this 2300-nucleotide messenger RNA. RefSeq lists its product as uncharacterized. The record is from RefSeq and is a predicted model, not a curated record. Lineage: Eukaryota; Metazoa; Arthropoda; Insecta; Diptera; Drosophilidae.
UUGAACGCCGCAACCAAAGUCGAGCGCUGGCACCCAACGAUCAAGUUUCCCACAAUUUUCCAGCACCUGGUUGCCUUUAUAUUUUUUUUCAGUUUUCUUGAAGAGUGUGAUCUCGGUUUUUCUUCUUUUUUUUCUGUUUUGCUCGCACUUAGCCAGUGUAACUGUGCGCAAAAAGUAAUUAAAACGAGAAACUAGUGAAGCAAAUACCAUCCAUAAGAAACGAACUGAUACACAGAUACAGAUAGAGAUACAGAUACAGAUACACCUAUACAUCGGCAGCCACAUCAACAUUGGCAUCAGCAUCUGCUCGUGCCUAAAGUGUUUUGUGUGAAAAAUUAAUAUUUAAAUGUGCAUUGUCUGAAGUCGAAUACGAGCAAAACAUCUUUGGAAACAAUGAGAUUAGCAUUGAUAUUGUGUACGCUAUGCGCUGGCCUGUGCUUGGCCAGCGCCCUGGGCCAGCCAGAGACGCCGACGAAAUCUUCAGCCAGCGGCUAUCCGAAGAAGGUGACGACCCUGAAGAAGCGACCAACCAAGACGCCCGCCACCACCACGCUGACCUCCUCAGCCGCCCAGACGGGCAGCAGCGCAGCCACAACGAAGCCGAGCAAGCCACGCGUCAAGAUCGCCAGCAAGACGACGGCCGCGACGAAGCCACCUUCGCUGACAGCCCGCUUUGGCAAUUUGCCCGCUGACGAUCUGGAGUUCAUCAAGGAGCUGGACAAACAGUUCAAGCUGCACGGCAACAAGAUCAAGAUCAAAGUGGAGCGUGAGAAUACGACCCGCAGCAGCAGCAGCAGCAGCAGCGGCGGCGGCAAGAACAGCAAGCGCACCAUCGACGGCGAACUGGGCUAUGGCUAUGCGCAUCAGGGAUACGACUAUACGCCGCCCAAGUUCAUGUUUUAUCCGUACUCGCAGCAUGAUAUACCCGCAACGGAGUCGCCGGAUAUAUACACGGGCUACUCGUCCGCGGAAUACGAGCAGCCGGGCACGAUUAAGGCCCAGCAGCAGCCCAUCCAGCAUCAGCAGGUGACCAGCGUGACCAUUGAGCCCUCCUAUUCCUACGAGCUGAAGCCGCAGACCAGCUACGAAACACGCCAGCCGAGCGCUGAGCAGCACGCGCAUGCGGAGCAGCCGCAGAUCGACUUGCCACAGCCGCACCAGGAGACCAGUGGGGCGGCCGGAGACUACCAGGAGCCCGUAAUUGUGCUGCGCAUACCCGGCCCGGCCAAAUACGCGGCACAUCUGCAGGCACUGCUGCAGCAAUACCUGGAGAUACGCGCUGCCCAGUAUCUGCAGCUGCUGCAGGAGGCGGAGCAGCGCAAGCAGCAUCAGGCCGAGGAGUUGGCGCCGCAGGCCUACGCCACGCCCGAGCAGCACGACCCGGCCCACUAUCAUCCGGACGUCAGCUACGCGCAUCAGGUAGCCGCCACGCCCCCGCCCAUACAGUACGCGCCCAUUGACGAUGUCUACCAGAGCUACAAGGGCCGCCACCAGCAGAUGGCCCAGGCACCGCAGUACGAGCCGCCCGCCCCUGAGAGCUACUAUGCGCCCAGCGCCUACCAGCAGCAGCAGCCGCAGUACUACUACGCCCAGCCGCAGCAGCAGACGCAGUACGAGAGCAGCUAUCAGCCACAGCUCUAUCUGAUUGCCAUGGCACCGCAGACGCAAUACGCUGAGCCCUCGGAGCCAGCGCAUCAUCAGCAGCAGCAGCAGCAGCAACAACACCAGCAGCAGCAGCAGCAGCAGCAGCCCAUAUAUGUGCCCGAGCAGGAUCCACCAACGGCACCCGAAGCAGAGCCGACUGGCCACGAUCACGAGCUGCCCAUCACCGAGAACAACCCGCGCCCCACACACACCAAGGUCAUCUUCAACUCGCAGGGCAGCGGAGCCGACUACUCCUCGAGCAUGUAUGCGCUGCCCUCCAUUCGGCCAUACCCAAAGGAGCAGCAGCAGCCGCAGCAGCAGGCGGAGAGUGGCCACACAGAUGGGGCCACCACGGUCGCCGACUAUCAGCCAGCCCAUGAGGCCGGCGAGCCCGUGAGCAUCACACAGCCUCCCUACAACUACCACGCUCACGGACUCAAGAUGGCGCUCCAGCAGCGCCAGGGCAAGCGGGCAACCAAGCCGGAACACGCCCCCGACCGCCAGCUGCAGCAGAUACGCGAGUAUGUGCGCGAGAAGCUGGGCGCCGAGAUGGGCUCAGCCGUGGAGUACAAGACGACGCAGCUGCUGGAGGGUUAACUCAGCUCAACUCGACUCGAGUCGACUCGGCUGCCGCUAUUUGUUAAUAUUAUUGUAUA